AUGGCCUUCUUGAGCGUGGUGCCCGAGAAGUCGCUGGAGUUAGGAGAUGAUGAGAAGCUGCACCGCGCAAGGAAGGAGCAGUUCAUCACCCAGUCGCUAGAGGCCGCACAGCUGGGAGGUGGUGGACAGAAAGUCGUGAAAACUCUGCGCGGUGGAGGUGUGGCGGUGGAGCACAUCAGUGACAGCGCAAAAAUCGCGACCUUUGGGCCCUUCAUCGCAGCCCUCACUGGGAAUCUUCACAAUUAUGGUUACCUUGUCAAGAAGUACCUGCAUGAGGAGCUGCAGCUGCCUGCAACAGUCACCCUUGAAGCGAUCAAGGAGCGGAUGCCAGUGACGGAAGCAGCACUCUUGUGCCACCUGUAUGCUCAAUUGGGCACAGCCAUGCUCUCCAAGCUACGUGGGCACUUUUCGUUUGUGCUCUACGACUCAAACACAGUUCGAGUCUUAGCAGCUCGGGACCCCAGUGGGAUGUAUCCCCUGGUGCAAGGCCACUUUGCAGACAACGCCCUGUAUGUGACAAGUGGCUCAUUCCAACCAGCCGAUGCCCAGGAAGUCGUCAAUAUCCUUCCAGGGCAUUACAAGUAUGGCUGGCGGGCGCCACCUAGGAAGUACUCCAACCCAGAGGUGGAAGUCAAGAGCCAUGCCAAGCAGGCUUCCAAUGCCGCGGACGAGGCACUCGCAGGCAUCUUCUGCAGCCACCAGCCCCUGGCUGUCAACCCUUGGCUCACGAACCUGGGCUACGGGGGCCGGAGGAGCAUGGAUGGGGCCCCUCGAACAGGGCCGAAAAGAAAUAGCCUAGAGUUUGGCCGCUCGGGCAACAGCCGGCGCAGCCUGGACUCAACGGUGCUGAGAAACCCACGGCAGGGCUUGGAUAGUCACAAGCCCCAGAGCCGUGCAGACGAGAAGGGCUGGUGGAGAGCCAAAGAUGAAGAAACUGCAGCCAACCCUGCCCUUCCACCAGCCCCCGAGGCCCCUGAACACUCUGGCGCGCCCAAGAAGCACAAGAGGCACAGGAAGAGGCACCGGAAGAGCAAAGCCGCAGCCCAGGCCACUGAGGCCAAGCCGGCAGAAAGUGACAACGAGCACAGCUCAGACUCGGGCUCUGACCACAAGUCUGUGGUGGAGUUCAUCAACCAGCUGUCCACCGUGUUCCGCAAGGACUCGGCCUCUGCUCGUAUGCUCACCAACCUGCUCGGUGCCAGCCCCUGUGCCCUGGUGGUCACGGACGCCAACCAGGAGGAUGCCCCGAUCGUGUUUGUGAACGAGCAGUUCGAGCUGAGCACGGGGUACACGGCGCAGGAGGUGGUGGGCAAGAACUGCAGGUUCCUGCAGGCCGCCCCUGGCGCCCCCCGAGUGCCAUCCCAGCCGUCAAGCACCAUCCGCAGGGCGCUGGACACCGGCAAAAGCACCAGCGUGAAGCUCAUGAACUACAAGAAGGAUGGGUCACCUGUCUGGAACGACCUUUCGAUCGUCCCCCUGCGCGACACCGAAGGCAAGAUCACGCACCAUGUGGGCAUGCAGACUUUCACGCCUGCACAGGACGCGAUCACCACAAAGCGCACACUCGCCGGCGCCAGCUCCAUGGUCCGCUCACGCAGCUGCAGCGACAUGAGCGUCAUGGACAAGGCAGCACCGCUGCACACUGGCGGCCUGGCAUUCUAA
Ostreobium quekettii is the source of this 1662-nucleotide messenger RNA. Lineage: Eukaryota; Viridiplantae; Chlorophyta; Ulvophyceae; Bryopsidales; Ostreobiaceae. The record is from the annotation of a GenBank genome assembly.